GCCACGUGGCAAUAUACGAUACACGUAGGAUUCAUAAAGCUGCUCAUUCAUAAUCAACGAGCUCAAUUCCAGUCUUGGUCUACUGAAGUCGCUCACCAUCUUCUUCAGGGUUUUGAACAGAUUUUCAGCUUCCUUUAUCGAUUCCUUGAAUUCUGAUCACCGGUCAUGGCUGUGGAAGAAGAUUUUGCACCGAAGAAGAAAAAAGAGCCAUCUGAAAAUGAUAUCAGGAGAAAGAAAAUUAAGCCUGGGAAUGUGAUGAAAGCUGAGAUGAGACCUGGAGGAGGUGACGCUAAACCGUCAGAUGACGAUCAGGUUAUUUACCAUUGCACUGUUAGAACAUUGGAUGGAGUUGUUGUCGAGUCUACCAGAUUGGAAUAUGGAGGCAAAGGUAUUCCAAUACGACAAGUUUUGGGCAAAAGUAAGAUGCUAUUAGGAUUGUUGGAAGGACUUACCACAAUGCUGAAGGGUGAAGUUUCUAUGUUCAAGAUGAAACCUGAAAUGCACUAUGGGGAGGAGGACUGUCCAGUUUCACCUCCAAAUAGCUUUCCAAAAGAAGAUGAACUUCAUUUUGAAAUUGAGUUAAUUGACUUUUCCAAAGUCAAGGUUGUCAGUGAUGAUCUGGGAGUUAUAAAGCAGGUAAUAAAUGAUGGACAAGGUUGGGAAUCACCAAGAGAACCCUAUGAAGUAAAAGCUAGGAUCUCUGCAAAGACUGGUGAUGGCAAAGUAAUUCUGUCAUGCACACAAGGAGAACCAUAUUCCUUUACCCUUGGGAAAUCUGAGGUACCUAAAGGUCUUGAGAUUGGGAUAGGAACAAUGACAAGAGAAGAGAAAGCAGUAAUAUAUGUUACUAAUGAGUACUUAACAGAGUCGACUCUUAUGUCUGUGGUAGAAGGUUUUGAAGAAGUUCAUUUUGAGGUGGAGCUUGUCCAAUUCACUCAGGUGCGAGACAUGCUCGGAGAUGGACGCCUGAUAAAGCGGCGGGUUCGUGAUGGAAAAGGUGAAUUCCCAAUGGAUUGCCCUCUCCAUGACAGCCUUCUGCGGGUCCAUUACAAGGGUAUGCUUCUAAAUGAGGAAAAGACUGUGUUUUAUGACACAAGAGUUGAUAAUGAUGGUCAGCCUUUGGAGUUCAGUUCUGGAGAAGGGCUUGUCCCUGAAGGAUUUGAAAUGUGCGUUCGAUUAAUGCUUCCUGGAGAGGUAGCUCUUGUCACAUGCCCACCUGACUAUGCAUAUGACAAGUUCCAGAGGCCAGCUAAUGUUCCCGAAGGUGCUUAUAUUCAAUGGGAAAUUGAGCUUCUUGGUUUUGAGAUGCCAAAGGAUUGGACUGGUAUGGACUUUCCAACUAUAAUGGGUGAAGCAGAAAAGAUUAGAAACACAGGAAACAGGCUCUUCAAAGAAGGAAAGUUUGAACUUGCUAAGGCAAAGUACGAGAAGGUACUUAGGGAAUUUAAUCAUGUUAAUCCACAAGAUGACGAGGAAGGGAAGAUUUUUGUUAAUACAAGAAAUUUGUUAAAUCUAAACUUGGCUGCAUGCUACCUCAAAUCGGGAGAAUGCAAAAAGUCCAUUGAGUACUGCAAUAAGGUUUUGGAUGCAAAUCCUGCACAUGUCAAGGCCCUGUAUCGACGUGGAAUGGCCUACAUGACAAAUGGAGAUUUUGAGGAAGCGAGACGUGAUUUUGAAACGAUGGUGAAAAUGGACAAGUCAUCUGAAUCUGAUGCAAUGGCAGCCCUUCAAAAACUGAAGCAGAAGGAGCAGGAAGUGGAGCGGAGAGUACGUAAGCAAUUUAAAGGACUUUUUGACAAGAAGCCUGGGGAAAUUGCUGAGGCCGGAACUCAAGAUGUGGAAGAAAAGAGUUCCGGUGAAACUACAAGCGAUAAUACGAAAGAUGAUCAUGGGGAUUCCGAUGGUAUUGAGGAAGAGGCCUUACUUGAAGAUGCAGGGAAUGCGCCUAGAGGACGCUGGUUCUCGUCCGUCUGGCCUACCGGUAGAAGACUGUUUUCAGCUGUUGGAUUUCAAAGGUGUACUAUAUUGUGACAGAUAUUACGGUUAGAGAAAUCCACCACUUGUUGAAUGAGUAGUGUUUCUAUACACAUUAACUGGAGAAGUGAUCUAGGAAAAUUUCACCUACAGACAGAAUAAUUUAUUUAUUUAUUUCUGAAGAAGGAAUACUGUUUUAUACAUUAAUAGACAAGCAAUGAUAAACGUUGUCUGAACCUGAAAUUGGAAUGUAGUUUUCAAUUCUAAAAUUGUCUUUUAUUC
Messenger RNA from Mercurialis annua (annual mercury), 2256 nucleotides. Its product is annotated as peptidyl-prolyl cis-trans isomerase PASTICCINO1. The coding region runs from base 166 to 2031 and encodes 621 amino acids. The record is from RefSeq and is a predicted model, not a curated record. NCBI's taxonomy places the organism in Eukaryota, Viridiplantae, Streptophyta, Magnoliopsida, Malpighiales, Euphorbiaceae. Gene Ontology annotation, molecular function: protein binding; peptidyl-prolyl cis-trans isomerase activity. The transcript has 21 exons.